GAGAAAACCGAAAAGAUUGAAACUUUGUAGGUGGAAUACAGAGCUUAUGAUAAAUUUUCUCUGCGUCUGCAUACUGUAGAGCAGAAGAAGGGAGAGGAAUCUGGAUAAUUAUCAGACAACCAUCCCUGUCGUUUUCACCAAAACUGCAUUGAAUUUUCCUUUAGACAAAUACACAGAGAGAGAGAGAGAAACCAAAGUCAGAGGAAAUUUAGCCUCCUUUUUCCUUUCCUUUCCUUUCUUUUCCCUUGUCGUCCUUUAUCUCUCUCUCUCUCUCUCUCUCUCUCUCUUCAGAACAUGGAUUCGUUUCUCUGUUAAAAAUCCUCUCUUUUUCCUUGUAUAGACGUAAAAGAUUCAACCCCAACAAUAAGCCGAAGAAGAAGAGUAAGCCAUUCUUCUGUUAUUUCUCUUUUCCCUUUCUUUUCAAUUUUUCUUUUAAAAAAUAAACGGACAAUUUGUUGCAAGAAGAGAUUUUGGAGCCGCAGAGAUCUUAAUUAGAAAACAGAAAAAAGGGUCUUUGCUGCUUCAAAAUCUCUAUAAUUAGAUUUAAAUUUUGGAGUCAUUUGAUUGAAGUGGUGGUUUCUAAUGGCAUCAGCGGCUAUAUUCUCGUCUCUAAGGCGGCGGAGAUCACCGUCGCUGGAGUCGUUCUUGGCUCCGGUUGAAUUAUCCGAUGCUGCACUUGUACAAACCCUUGCAUCGGUGUCAACGGACUUGGUAUCGUGUUUCUCGGCUAAAUCGCUUUUCUUUCAGCGAAGGAAUUCGCUGUCUCUAAUUCGAAAGAUUGAGCUUUUCUCUGUAUUAUUGGAGUAUCUGAGGGAUUCUGGGUCAGGUUCCAGUUUGUCUUCUACAGCGGUUGUUUGUUUUAAGGAGUUGUAUUUGCUUUUGUAUCGGUCAAAGAUACUGCUUGAUUAUUGUACUCAAUCGAGCAAGCUAUGGCUGUUGAUACAAAACCGGUCCAUUUCGGGCCAUUUUCAUGAUCUGAAUCAGGAAAUUUCCACCCUUUUGGACGUAUUUCCACUGGAUGUUCUUGAAUUGAGCGAGGAUGUUAGGGAGCAGACAGAGCUCAUGCAAAAACAAGCGAGGAAAGCGAGGUUGUUCAUCGAUAAGAAUGAUGAGGCCUUGCGGGUUAGGUUCUUUUCAUUUCUUGAUGAGUUUGAGAAGGGGAGGAUUCCUAGUUUGGAGGAGCUGAGGUUGUUCUUUGUGGAGAAUUUGGGGAUUAAAGAUGCCAGGAGUUGUAGAACAGAGAUUGAGUUCUUGGAGGAACAGAUUGUUAAUCACGAGGGAGAUGUUGAACCAACGGCCUCUGUCCUUAAUGGGUUUGUUGCAAUUACACGGUAUUGUAGGUUUUUGCUUUUUGGGUUUGCCACAGACAAGGUGGAGUUGCAAUUUGAGAGUCAGAAGAAGCCAAGAAAAGGGUUGAUCACUCGAGAGAUUGCAGACACUUUUAUCACAAUACCCAAGGAUUUUUGUUGCCCAAUAUCGUUGGAUUUGAUGCGAGAUCCAGUGAUAAUUUCAACUGGACAAACAUAUGAUCGGAGUUCGAUUUCCAGGUGGGUAGAGGAAGGGCAUUGUACUUGCCCCAAGACGGGGCAAAUGCUCACCAAUUCCCGCCUUGUCCCUAAUCGGGCUUUGAGGAAUUUGAUUGUACAAUGGUGCACUGCUCAUGGAAUGCCCUAUGAGCCUCCUGAGAACAUAGAUUCGUCUGCAGAGGCUUUUUCUGCAGCUUUGCCUACCAAAGCUGCACUAGAAGCCAACAGAGCUACAGCAGCACUUCUCAUCCAACAACUGGCAGAUGGUUCACAAGUUGCAAAGACUAUUGCUGCUCGUGAAAUCCGUUUGUUAGCGAAAACAGGAAAAGAAAACCGUGCUUUCAUUGCAGAAGCUGGUGCAAUUCCUCACCUCCACAAGCUGUUAUCAUCGACAAACCCUAUUGCUCAAGAGAAUUCUGUAACAGCAAUGCUUAAUCUUUCAAUUUAUGAUAAGAACAAAAGCCGAAUUAUGGAUGAAGAUGGGUGCUUGGGAUCUAUUGUAGAAGUAUUAAGGCUUGGGCUGACAAUAGAGGCGAGGGAAAAUGCAGCAGCAACACUGUUCAGCUUGUCAGCAGUUCAUGAUUACAAGACGAGAAUAGCAGAUGAGAGAGGGGCUGUGGAGGCCUUGGCGGGGUUGUUGAAAGUGGGGACACCGCGUGGGAAGAAGGAUGCUGUAACAGCUUUGUUCAAUCUGUCAACUCAUACAGAAAAUUGUGCCAGGAUGAUUGAGGCAGGGGCUGUUACAGCACUCGUAGUGGCACUGGGAAAUGAAGUGGUUGCAGAGGAAGCAGCAGGUGCAUUGGCCUUGAUUGUAAGGCAGCCAAUUGGGUCAGAAGCAGUGGGUAAGGAGGAAAUGGCUGUGGCAGGGCUAAUAGGAAUGAUGCGGUGUGGGACUCCAAGAGGGAAAGAAAAUGCAGUUGCAGCAUUGCUUGAGUUGUGCAGGAGUGGUGGUCUAGCUGCAACCGAGAGAGUGCUCCGUGCACCAGCAUUGGCUGGUUUGCUUCAGACUUUGCUGUUCACGGGCACGAAGCGGGCACGAAGGAAAGCAGCAUCACUUGCUAGAGUGUUUAGAAAGUGUGAAAAUUAUGCCUUGCAUUUUGGCGGAUUAGGUGCUGGAUAUGCAUUCGCCGGCAACUCCACUACAAGUCGGGAUUCAAGUUUCGUCGGUGAUGUUUCAGUGGCCAUGUCCAUUUCAGUACCCGUGCUGUAGGAGUAACAAACAUUCUCGUUGUUUACCAUGCUUGUAUGUGUCCCCCCUUUUCUUUGGUUGGUAAUAUUUACAAAUUCUUUCAUUGAAAUUUGGAUGAUAAUGAGAAAAUUCUACAGAUUCACCA
Molecule: messenger RNA, 2860 nt
Organism: Manihot esculenta (cassava)
Lineage: Eukaryota; Viridiplantae; Streptophyta; Magnoliopsida; Malpighiales; Euphorbiaceae
Product: U-box domain-containing protein 17
Exons: 1
Coding region: 583-2736 (717 amino acids)
Biological process (GO): protein ubiquitination
Cellular component (GO): nucleus; cytoplasm
Molecular function (GO): protein binding; ubiquitin-protein transferase activity
Source: RefSeq, a predicted model, not a curated record